AUGGAAAAAACGCACCAAGAAGUUGUCGAUUUGACAUUCGACAACUUUUUCGGUACAACUUCCCUUCUUUGCAUUAUUCUGUCCGUAUCCGGUGUUUUUGGAUUCUUCAACUAUCUGGCAACAGAAUCGAUUCCCGACGAAGAAAUGGAGCAUGUGCAGUUUCUACUAAAAGCUACAGUAUGCCUAGCUAUAGUUCUUGCUGUUUUGAAGUUUGUUUCUCAGCAAUUGAAGGAUUUUUUCAAUAAAACAGAGGAUUCCAAAGAAAAAUUUCCAAUGUUCGACAGGUUGAACUUGAUAUUUGGGUAUUCUGGAAUUGUAUCUCUCACUUUUAUUUUUUUCGCACAUCUUUGGGUUUUAGACCUGACGAGUAGUACGAUUGCUGCAUUAUACGGAUUAUUCUGGCACAUUUUCAUCGGCCUGUUUUGUUACUUUUUUGUGAUUAAACCAGCUUUAAAAUAUGAUUACACCUAUAAGAAUUCUAGUAGAUUCAAAAUUUUCAAAUGGUCAAUCAUUGGAACAAUCAUUGGUUAUCAGUUUCAUAGGGGACCGUGUUUCCUUGUUAUGUACUUCUACUACAUCAUCUUUUUCUAUUUCUUCCUAAUCGAGUUAAUUACCGUAAUCCAUGGAGAUGCUGUUCCAUUUCUCUAUGACGACAGACCACCAAUAAUUUGGAAACGAAAGGAUGCAUAUGUAUACGAAAACGAGGAAGAUCCCACCAAAAUACGAGUCGUCACUUUCUAUCAGGACGGAAUUUAUACUGAACAGUUUUCCCGUAUCAGUGGUUUAUUUUCAACUUACGAUGAACUAGACAAAUUAAAGAGUACCUUUGAAUAA
Molecule: messenger RNA, 834 nt
Organism: Caenorhabditis remanei
Lineage: Eukaryota; Metazoa; Nematoda; Chromadorea; Rhabditida; Rhabditidae
Exons: 3
Coding region: 1-834 (277 amino acids)
Source: RefSeq, a predicted model, not a curated record